AUGAAGGCCACCACUGCUUCCAUUUUGUUGGCACUGUCCGCCGCCGCCAAUGCCGUUCCUGCGGUAGACCGUAGAACCGUUGACGAGCGUUUCCCUUACACCGGUCCUGCCGUCCCGAUCGGCGAUUGGGUUGAUAACACCAUCAAUGGCAACGGCAAGGGUUUCAUCCGUCUCGUCGAGGAACCCGCUGUCAAGCCCGCCAAGGCAAACCCGACAAACAAUGUCAAUGUCAUCUCGCUGGCUUAUAUCCCCGAUGGCAUUCACAUUCACUUCCAGACCCCGUUCGGUCUGGGCAAGUCGCCUUCCGUGAAAUGGGGCACUAGUCCUACCCACUUGACCAAUGUUGCGCGUGGAUACAGUCACACCUACGACCGUACCCCACCCUGCUCGCUCGUCAAGGCUGUCACCCAGUGCAGUCAGUACUUCCACGAGGUCUCGCUGCCGCACCUCGAGUCGGGCAAGACCUACUACUACCAGAUCGCUGCCGCCAACGGCACGACUGAGUCUGAUGUCUUGAGCUUCACCACUGCCCGCAAGGCUGGUGACCCUACCGAGUUCACUGUCGCUGUGCUCAACGAUAUGGGCUACACCAACGCCCAGGGUACCCACAAGUACCUUACCGAGGCUGCUAGCGAGGCUGCCUUUGCCUGGCACGGUGGUGACAUCAGUUACGCUGAUGAUUGGUCCUCCGGUAUCAUGGCCUGCGAGAGCGAUUGGCCCGUCUGCUACAAUGGCUCCAGCAGUGAGCUUCCUGGUGGCAUCACCAAGGCCUACGAUACCCCUCUGCCUGCCGGCGAGAUCGCCAACCAGGGUGGUCCCGAGGGUGGUGACAUGAGCUCCAUCUACGAGUCCAACUGGGAUCUGUGGCAGCAGUGGAUGGGCCCCAUCACCCAGAAGAUCCCCUACAUGGUUCUUCCCGGUAACCACGAGGCUUCUUGUGGCGAAUUUGACGGCCCCGGCAAUGUCCUCACGGCCUACCUGAACGACAACGAGCCCAACAGCACUGCCUCUGCCGAUAACCUGACCUACUACAGCUGCCCGCCUUCGCAGCGUAACUUCACUGCCUUCCAGCACCGCUUCCGCAUGCCCGGUGCCGAGUCUGGCGGUGUCAGCAACUUCUGGUACUCCUUCGACUACGGUCUCGCUCACUUCGUCUCCAUGGACGGUGAGACCGAUUACGCCGACAGCCCCGAGUGGUCCUUCGCCGAGGACGUCACCGGUGACGAGACCUUCCCCACCGAGGCCGAGACCUUCAUCACCGACAGCGGCCCCUUCGGUGCCGUCGGCAGCGUCGACGAAACCACCACCUACGAGCAGUACAAGUGGCUCAAGAACGACCUGGAGAGCAUCGACCGCACCAAGACCCCUUGGGUCGUUGUCAUGAGCCAUCGUCCCAUGUACAGCUCGGCCUCUUCUUCCUACCAGAAGAAGAUCCGCGAGGCGUUCGAGGCCCUCUUCCUUGAGAACGGCGUCGAUGCUUACCUCUCCGGACACAUCCACUGGUACGAGCGCUUGUUCCCUCUCGGCAACGGUACCAUCGAUACCGAGUCUGUGAUCAACAACAACACCUACCGCAUGAACCCCGGCAAGUCCAUGACCCACAUCAUUAACGGAAUGGCUGGCAACAUCGAGAGCCACAGCUCCUUCAGUGAUGGUGAGGGCAUCACCAACAUCACUGCUGUGCUUAACUCCAACGAGUACGGAUUCAGCAAGAUGACUGUUGCCAAUGCUACUGCUAUGAAGUGGGAGUACAUCAAGGGCAGUGAUGGAUCCGUUGGUGAUUCGCUUUGGCUGCUUAAGCCUUCUGCUGCUGAUACCAAGGGUCAUGGAAAGGAGCCUGCUUCUGCCGGUAAUGGUAAGAAGGGAGGAUCUCACUAG
Penicillium verhagenii is the source of this 1878-nucleotide messenger RNA. Its product is annotated as purple acid phosphatase family protein. Gene Ontology annotation, molecular function: metal ion binding; acid phosphatase activity. The record is from RefSeq and is a predicted model, not a curated record. The coding region runs from base 1 to 1878 and encodes 625 amino acids. NCBI's taxonomy places the organism in Eukaryota, Fungi, Ascomycota, Eurotiomycetes, Eurotiales, Aspergillaceae. The transcript has 3 exons.